This is a messenger RNA of Grus americana (Whooping crane), 2458 nucleotides long. It is a transcript of the gene MLX, whose product is annotated as MAX dimerization protein MLX. The record is from RefSeq and is a predicted model, not a curated record. Bases 60 to 797 code for a protein of 245 amino acids. Gene Ontology annotation, molecular function: protein dimerization activity; RNA polymerase II cis-regulatory region sequence-specific DNA binding; DNA-binding transcription factor activity, RNA polymerase II-specific. Gene Ontology annotation, biological process: regulation of transcription by RNA polymerase II. Lineage: Eukaryota; Metazoa; Chordata; Aves; Gruiformes; Gruidae. Gene Ontology annotation, cellular component: nucleus. The transcript is spliced from 8 exons.
AGGCGGACUGCGUUUCCCGUCGGCCCCCGCGGCGGUCACAUGACCGGGGCGGGCGGAAGAUGGCGGAGCCGCCCGGCGCCGCGGCCGAGGACUCGUGGGGGAAGGUGGACGCAGCCUACAGCGACAAUGGCCUGGACUCGGCGCUCUUUAUGGAAAACGCCAGGAAAGGAAGCAUAGUGUCACGAGCCAACAGCAUUGGCUCCACCAGCGCCUCUUCUGUCCCCAAUACAGAUGACGAGGACAGCGAUUAUCACCAGGAGCCCUAUAAGGAGUCGUACAAGGACCGGCGCAGGCGGGCGCACACCCAGGCGGAGCAGAAGAGGCGAGACGCCAUCAAGAAAGGCUACGAUGACUUGCAGGCCAUCGUUCCCACCUGUGAGCAGCAGGAUUUCUCCAUAGGCUCCCAGAAGCUGAGCAAGGCCAUUGUUCUCCAGAAAACCAUUGACUACAUCCAGUUCCUGCACAAGGAAAAGAAGAAGCAAGAGGAGGAAGUUUCUACCCUCAGGAAAGACGUGAUGGCCUUGAAGAUCAUGAAAGUGAACUACGAGCAGAUUGUGAAAGCUCAUCAGGACAACCCGAACGAGGGGAAGGACCAGGUCUCUGAUGAGGUGAAGUUCAACGUUUUCCAAGGCAUUAUGGAUUCCCUGUUCCAGUCCUUUAACGCCUCCAUCUCAGUAACGAGUUUUCAGGAGCUCUCGGCUUGCGUCUUCAGCUGGAUUGAGGAGCACUGCAAGCCUCAGACGCUGCGGGACAUUGUGAUCGGGGUCCUGCACCAACUGAAGAGUCAGCUCUACUGAGCCUUUCCGCUGCAGCGCCAGCGGCUCCGGGGCUGCCGCCGCCUCCAUGCCCGCAGGGACCGGGUGUCUCCUGCCCUGGGGCCUGCGUGACGGGCACUGGGAAGGGCUGGGCCGUCUCCCUGUUCUUAAAGCUUCUCUGAAUUAUUUAUUGUGUUGACUAUGAAACCAAAACAGGGCUGUGCAGCCACCUCUGGUACUGUCACAGUCAAUAUUACCAAAUAUUUAGCAAAGGCGGGGAAAACCAUGUGUAUUGAGGAGAGGUUUAAGGUGCCAGAGAGUCUUUAGCUCAGGCAGGCGUGGCGGGGUUUGCCUGCGCCACCGACUCUCUGCUGCGGAGCAGAUCUGCUCUGUAACCUCAGGCCUCUGAUCCAACCCCUUCUGAUCCCGAGGGGGACGGGGAAUGAAAGAAUGCAUGCUAAAAGCUGUUGGUUUGUUAAAACAGACUAGGAUUAGGCUCUUCCCCUGACUGCGGGCUUUCUCGCUCCUCCCUCUGAAGCAGCUCUUACGGGGCAGGUGGUUUAAGUCAUGUAGAUGCCUUGGGGAAGCCCGGCAGAGCUGGCUGAAGGACGAGCCCGUCUGUGCCGGGGAGAUGCUCACUCAGCACAGCCACGACCUCCCCGGGGGACUUGCUAAAACCUGACCUCUUCUGCUGUAGCUGUAGUUCCCCUGAAAGGGAAAGGGGAGCGAGCUUUCUGUGCAGGCUUUUCCCGAGUGAGAGCUGAAACGCGUCUGGCUUCAUCUGUCUUUGGGCUUUGAUGUGGCCGUACCGCGGAGGAAGGUCGUGCAGUAGCUGUAGCGCAGCGCUGCCACACGCUCUCUGUGCGCCUCCUUAGAACUUCUGUACACACACACCUCUACAUAACCAGCCUUGAUUUGAUCUUUACUUUUGUUUUUAUAAAUCACUGAAAUCAUCCUGAAGCAUUAUCAGUGUCAGCUUUGCAGACAGAUGCUCUCUGGGACACUUUUCAACCCAUCACACGCUGCUGCUGUCAGUAUGGUUCAUGGCUCUGGCCAACGCAAACACUUCGUGGCACGGUGUAGGCUGCUGCCCAAGCGACGGUUGUUCACCGCAGAGCGAUUGUACUGGGGCUCCUCCCGCGUGGUGACGCCGGCAGCAGGAUUUGUUCUGCCAUCACCUUCGUGUUACCACUCCAGGGGUAGCGGAUAUUUAUUUUACACUGUUUUUUCCACUGUCGAUGAGGUAGCACUCAGCUCCACGUUACAUGGUUUGAACACUGCAGCAUGAGAAUGUUUAACCUAUUGCUUCUACCCACACUGAGUAGCAGAAAAACCCAUUUGGGGGGGUUAUUUUUAUAGAAAAUUAUUCCUCAAGCCCCACAUUUGGGUGUCCUUUCCAAAGCAAUGGAAGCCCCAGAGUCAAACCCUGUGGUGAUGCACCUCACCGAUGAAGCGCACGCAGGGUCAGCUGUGUCUUGCCUGGAAGAUGUUGCUUUGUGCUGAAGAAACCCCUCUCGUGGGUGAGCGGGUUGGAGCUCUGCGGGUGACCGGGGGGCACAGACCGAACCCCCGGAGAUGCUCUGCCAGAAGCAGCCUCCUGCCCUGGGAGGAGGAUGUGGAGUUUUACAGACCUCACAUGUGAAAGCAACAUAUUUUUCUAUUGUGAAAAGUAAUUAAAUAAAUUUUGCUGAAUGUUUUAAUGA